AUGCUCUUUUCAAUAUUUGAUUUAUUUUCUUAACCUUUUUCUUUUAACACUGGCAACUAUUAGUUAAAAAGAGGUACUUGUGUAGGCACAAUCAUUUCAUUUGCUGUCUUUUUUGUCACUAUUUCAUAUUUUAUUUACAUAUUAUAGUAAUAUGCUUAAAAUUAAAUAGAUCCAAUUUUUAGAUCCUAAAGCUUUAUCAGCCAAGAUUAAAUAGAAACUCCUCUAAAAAGCGAAUUAGUUGGAUUUAGAUUUGAAUCAGAUAAUUCUAUUAACUUAUCUGUUAAUAGGACUUAUUUGGUUUAUUUAGCCUUCCUUUAAUAUAAUUCUGCUAAUUUAAGUUAAUUCAUACCUAUUAAUAUAGUUGAUUGCACAAAUCCAAAUUUAUAAGGAUUUAAAUGCCUCGAUUUUACAAGCGUAUAAAACUACACACUCUUUCUUAAUACAAAUUAGAAUUCAAAAUCAACUGUUUAGAUAAUGACUUAUGGAUGUAGAGAUUAAGAUAAAUUAAAGACAUUUAUUCCUGAAAAUUGUGCAGAAUAAGUAGAAAUUGAUAAACUAAUAAAUGGAAUAAAUUCUCUUUUGAGACUAAAACUUUAUACAUCAUAGUACAACACAGCUUCAUAAAGAAUAGAAGUUAACUAUAGAAAUGCUUAUGUUUAUACAGUAGCUAACCAAUAAAUAUUAACACAAUUAAAAAUCUAAAAUUAACAUACUUCAGUUCAAUAAGGUUUAAUUGUAUAAAAAGAAUAAAAAUUUUCUUCUCCGAUUGAAUACAAUUAAUAAGACUAAGGUUUAGAUAAAGAGUACGCCAUUUAAAAUGUAGGAGCAGGCUCAUAUAGCAUUGUCAUAUUAAUGAUGGAUGAAAUAAUUUAGGAAAUUUAUAUUUAAUAUCCUACUUUACCUCAAAUUCUAGCAAUGGUAAGUGGUGUUUUUACUAUUUUGAUGUUUUUAGGAAUAUUUGGAAAAAAAGUAUCUCAAAACUCAAUUUAGAAGGAUUUUUUUUUACUCUUUUUAAAAAAUGUAUUCCAAGAAAAUUAUUUGCAAAUUUUAAAGAAAAAUAAUUACUACCACAUAAAAGAAGGAGAAUAAGAAGUUGAAGUAAAUCAUGACUAAAUUCUAUUUUCAAAAGCAUUAGAUUCUGAUAACUAAUAAAUAAAAAAUAUUAAAUAAAAAAAAACUAUUCAGCCAAUAUCUGUUCCUGUAUUUUCUAGUAAAAGAAAAAUAUCUAUAGAAAAAGUUGAGAACACCAACAUAAAUUAAUCAUAAAAUACAGACAAUUUUUACUUCUCAUCAAAAAAUAUACAAUUGAUUAAUAAUUUUUAAUCAUCUUAAUGCACAAACUAACAAAAUAAUGAUAAUUUGUCUGAAAAUCUUAGUUUAAAAAAAUAUAUAACUGAAAAUGCCGAAGAAAUUACUUAAGUAUCAUAAAAUAAAAAUGAAAAUUAUUAAUAAGAGCAAUAAAUUUUAUAUGGAGAUAUUACAAACUAUUCACCUUAAGAUAAUGUUUUAAAAAAGUCUAUUUUUAGUAAGAUGAAUGAUACAGACAAUUUUUAGUUCUCAUAAAAAAAUAUACAGUUGAUUAAUAAUUUAUAAUAAGCUCAAUCCAUAAACUUACAAAAUAAUCAAAUUGUGUAUGAAAAUGUAAGUUAAAAAAAUAAUAUAACUGCAGAUACCUAAGAAACUACUUAAGUAUCAAAAAAUAAUUAACAACAAUAAUAAAAGUCUAAUUUUAAUAAAAAUAAUCAAUAAUUUUGUAUUAACAAUUAAGAUUAAACAAUUUUUGAAAGAGAAAAGAAAUUUACAAAUAUAAUAAAUAACUAUAGAGCUAUUUAAGAUGUUGAUUCUACUUAAAAGAUAAUAUAAGAUAUUAGAAAGAUAAACAAUAAUGAUGCUAUUGACAAAAGAUUAGUUAGCAGCUCUUCACCUAAUAGGUUGCUCAUCAAGUUUCUUAGAGUUGAAUCUAAAUGA
Molecule: messenger RNA, 1968 nt
Organism: Tetrahymena thermophila SB210
Lineage: Eukaryota; Ciliophora; Oligohymenophorea; Hymenostomatida; Tetrahymenidae
Product: transmembrane protein, putative
Exons: 3
Source: RefSeq, a predicted model, not a curated record